GUCGGUCCCCGGCGGGUCCGCCCCCCGUCCCGGGCGCGGGGGAUGGCGGUGCGGAGCGGCGGGCGGCGGCACCAUGGAGCAGCGCCGCGGCAGGUGGCCGCUGACGCCGCUGCUCGCGCUGCUGUUCGUGCUGGUCGUCUGCCAGUACGCGGGGCCGCGGCGCGCCGCCUCCUGCCCCGACCCGGGGGCCCGGACCGACGCCGCCAGCGCCGGCCCGGACGAGGGGGCCGGGGGGCGCGGGGCAGCGGCGUCCGGGCCCCGCUUCCCCUUCGACAUGCGGGGCCGGGACGUGCUGGUGUUCCUGCACAUCCAGAAGACCGGCGGCACCACGUUCGGCCGGCACCUGGUGAGCAACAUGCGGCUGGAGCGGCCCUGCGCCUGCGGGCCCGGCCAGAAGAAGUGCACCUGCCGCCGGCCCGGCCGCCGCCGCGGGGACACCUGGCUCUUCUCCCGCUUCUCCACCGGCUGGACCUGCGGGCUCCACGCCGACUGGACCGAGCUCACCCGCUGCGUGCCCGCCCGCAUGGCCACCAAGGCCGGGGGACGCGCCUGCCGAAAGCCCCGGGACGGAAACUUCUAUUACAUCACAAUGUUGAGAGAUCCAGUGUCGCGGUACCUGAGUGAAUGGAAGCACGUCCAGAGAGGUGCUACCUGGAAGACAUCCCUGCACAUGUGUGAUGGAAGAAGCCCGACUCCAGAUGAGCUGCCAUCCUGCUACUCAGGGGAUGACUGGUCUGGGGUCCUCUUGAGGGACUUCAUGGAAUGCGGGUACAACUUGGCCAACAACCGCCAAGUCCGCAUGCUGGCGGAUCUCAGCCUGGUGGGGUGCUACAACUUGACGUUCAUGAAUGAGAGCGAGAGGAAUGCCAUCCUGCUGCAGAGCGCCAAGAACAACCUGAAGAACAUGGCCUUCUUCGGGCUCACCGAAUUCCAGCGGAAGACACAGUAUCUGUUCGAGAGGACCUUCAACCUCAAGUUCAUCUCUCCCUUCACCCAGUUCAAUAUCACCCGCGCCUCCAAUGUGGACAUCAACGAGGGCACCCGCCGGCGCAUCGAGAAGUUGAACUUCCUGGACGUGCAGCUGUACGAGUUCGCCAAGGACCUUUUCCUGCAGCGUUACCACUACACCAGACAGCAGGACCACCAGAGGGAUAGGGAGAAGAGGAGGGAAGAGAGGAGGUUGUGGCGAGAGCACCAGACCCACCAAUUGCAGAAGGUGGAUGGGGUCACUGGGGAAGCCGUCACAGAGGACUACAACAGUCAGGUGGUCCGAUGGUGACAUAGCCUCCCUCUCCUCCCCUGGGGAAAUAGGACAUUCGGACUGUGCGGUGGACAGUGGAUUUACCCUGGGCUGGGGUUAAGGGGAGUUGUCAUGAGCCCUUUGGCUGCCAGAAACUUGAGGUGGACGCAGCCCCUCUUCAUCUUAGGUUUUCUUGAUUUUUUAACCAGCUGGGGGAUGUUUUUCUUAAUGCCUUUCAAACCGCAUUACUAAACAGAGUAGAAUCUUAUCGUCUUGGAUAGGCCUGUAGAUGACAGAGGGGACUAGGGCCAAUGGGCUGGAGUUAAAACCAAAUCCUGUUAAAAUCGAUCUACAUCAUAAUAACUUUGUACAGUAUAUGUUCAUUCAUUCAUUCGAUCAUGAUUAUUGAGCGCUUACUGUGUG
Messenger RNA from Tachyglossus aculeatus (Australian echidna), 1663 nucleotides. It is a transcript of the gene HS6ST3, whose product is annotated as heparan sulfate 6-O-sulfotransferase 3. Gene Ontology annotation, cellular component: membrane. The transcript is spliced from 2 exons. The record is from RefSeq and is a predicted model, not a curated record. NCBI's taxonomy places the organism in Eukaryota, Metazoa, Chordata, Mammalia, Monotremata, Tachyglossidae. The coding region runs from base 74 to 1279 and encodes 401 amino acids. Gene Ontology annotation, molecular function: heparan sulfate 6-sulfotransferase activity.